AUGAAGCUCUCCAUUGUCUCCAUUCUCACCCUCGGCCUCGCCGCCGGCUCUCUCGCUGCGCCCACCGCGGUGCAGGAGCGCGACCUCCCCACCGUCACCGGCGUCCUUUCCAGCAUCGGCACCAAGGUCGACGCCCUGGGCUCCGCCAUCCAAGCUUACAACGGUGGCGACGUCGCCAAGGUCCAGCAAGCCUCCGACACCCUCGUGACGGCCAUCAACAACGGCAACACCAAGGUCAGCAGCACGGCCGCCCUUAGCAGCAGCGACGCGCUGGGACUCCCCGGCCCCGUCAACGACCUCAAGGACAAGAUCACCGCCGUCAUUAACAAGCUCGACGGCAAGAAGAGUCUCAUCGUCAAGGCCGGAAAGGGCACGCAGACCUACAAUGACCUGACUCAGCAGAAGGCUGCUGCCAAGAAGCUUUCCGACACGAUCGUCUCCAAGGUCCCGGAGAACCUCCAGAGCCUGGCUGGUUCCAUCGCUGGUGGCAUCUCUGACGCUAUCGACACCGGUGUGAAGGACUUUGCCGAUCAGGCGCCCAAGGGCUCCAAGCGUGAGGAGGCGGCCCCUCUUGUUGAUGCUGCUAUUGCGGUUUAA
Molecule: messenger RNA, 597 nt
Organism: Aspergillus eucalypticola CBS 122712
Lineage: Eukaryota; Fungi; Ascomycota; Eurotiomycetes; Eurotiales; Aspergillaceae
Product: cell wall mannoprotein 1 family protein
Exons: 1
Coding region: 1-597 (198 amino acids)
Cellular component (GO): extracellular region
Source: RefSeq, a predicted model, not a curated record